Messenger RNA from Westerdykella ornata, 5796 nucleotides. Its product is annotated as phosphatidylinositol 4-kinase-like protein STT4. Bases 1 to 5796 code for a protein of 1931 amino acids. Gene Ontology annotation, biological process: phosphatidylinositol-mediated signaling; phosphatidylinositol phosphate biosynthetic process. The transcript is spliced from 9 exons. The record is from RefSeq and is a predicted model, not a curated record. Gene Ontology annotation, molecular function: 1-phosphatidylinositol 4-kinase activity. NCBI's taxonomy places the organism in Eukaryota, Fungi, Ascomycota, Dothideomycetes, Pleosporales, Sporormiaceae. Gene Ontology annotation, cellular component: plasma membrane; cytoplasm.
AUGGGUCGUAGCAUCCGUCGAGAAGCGCUCCAGAAGCUCGCCCAGCUAUCAGUGCAGUCAACUGCAUCGAGCGCAGCCAGUCCUGACCUCUCCAAGCUGUAUAGGCGGUUCCCUACUGGUUCCUUCGCACAAAAUGGAACCGGAACGGUGGGUAAGGUCUCUGUCGCAGGAACACCCAUGAAAAUCCCAGAACUCGAGGCGAUAUUGGCACUUUGUAAAGCGGCGCCAUUUAUACAAUCCCAUGAAGUGGCCCAACAACUCUUGACCCGUCUGUCACCUUACCUUUCCGAGUCGUACGCACAGGUUCUAUUCCCUUCUCCUGGUCUCCGCGACAUCGACCCCUCCCCCUACGAAGUACUCACAUAUAAUCUUACCGCGGCAAUAUUAUCUAUUGGUAUUCACCAUAAUGAGCUCCACCCAGAAGUCACGGCCGCUGUCACGGCAUACCUCAGUGGCUGGACAGAUGGGGCAAGCAAACUAUCCGUUGACCACGCCGAGGAUGGUGAAAGCAAUCACAGGAAGGAUAGGGAGUUGACACGCAUUUUGACACAGGGGAUGUCCUUUUUGGGGUUUUUGGAUGCUGCCGCGGAACAUGCUGCGUUCUGGAGGUCUACUGAGAGGCUUCAACUCGUAGAGGACAUCAGGGGAGCGCUCUCUGAGACUUUCUUGGUCUCUUUGGAGACGGCUUUGUCCGUUGUCCGCAAUUCAGGUUCUCACCAGCAUGGUUUAAGGGACUGGAGGCAUUAUGCAAAGCACUACGCGGCUACUGGACGUCCACUCGGAGCGAUGAGUUUGCAUGACGGCUUUUUGAAGGUGAUGGUUGCUUGUGCCUCACUGUUAGUGAGAGACCCUAACGAGCAGCCCGAGAAAGACAUCUUGGAGUUUCUACAUUCGUCUUUCGACAACAUACAGGUGAAUCACACGCAAUCAGACGAUGCACUGGUGAACGGUUUGACGGAAAUCGCGGUCGCUGAAAUGAGCCGGUUGGAUAAUGAUUUGGAUUACCUGCAUCGUGUGGGCUCCGUAUGGCAACAACGUCAGGGCGCCGCCGUGAAAGCCAAAGUUCUACUGAGUUACCUAUGUUGCACGAUUUACGAUGACGAGGUUGCGGAGCCGGACCUCCUAUUGACUUGGCUUGACGGCGCCCUCAAUGACCCAGUUCAGGCAUCGGACGAAAACCUGGCUUGUACAGUGCUGAAAUCGAUGACCGUCUUAGCAAAGGUAGACCCCUCCAUAGCGUCCACCUUGAGUCGCACCCUCCCAAGGGCCAUCGUUCAAGGCGGAUUCGUUCAAAGAACGGCAAACGUGGCUGCCGACAGCUUGGCCUCUGUUCUUAGUGUGCUCCCUCAGGACGCCAUCAUCACCACAUUGUACAGCCUAGGCAAUGUCAUCAAUGCUUCCCCUCUUGCCGACAGAGGUACUACUCUUUCCUCUAGUUCCAACGGCGGCGGAACUACUCCACGGAAUACGGUUUACGAUGCUGAAAAGGGAGCCAGCACGAUAUCCCUAACUCCUAGCGACGCGGAAGAGCCGAUCCAAGUGUAUAUCACGAUCGUUCAUACUAUCACUACGGUGGCCAGGAGUUGCAAUGACGAGAAGAUUGCCGCUUUGGCGCUUUCUAUGCUGAUUCAGAAGCAUAAGAGAGUGAGCAAGCCGGUAGACGCCAAGAUCAUCACAGAUUCCGCUCUCUUAAGCCUCCACAGCGGAACCGGCGAGUUUCGUAUGCUUCUCAAGUACUUGAUGAAGCAAUGCCACGAAUCCCUGGUUGAGGGCGACACAACUAUGCUCCAAGCGGUGAUGGACGCGCGUCGUACAAUCUCGAAAGAGGUAUCAUUAACAGCUCCGGAGUACGAUAUCUACCUGACCCACCUACUUGAUAUCAUUGUGAGCAAAGGAGACGCCUACGAUGCUAAACGCCCGCAUCUACGAGACAGUGAGAUGGCGGCUCAGGAGAUAUCACAGUUGCUCUGUCCCCUGGCAGAACUCCUUGUGAGGAAUGCGAACAAUAAGGAGGCUGUGGAGCUAGGCGAUGAUAUCAUCAUGUUGCAAAGAGACGCUUGGUUCAACUUGGUUAUUCACGGCUUUGAUCUCACGUCUGAGCUUGGGAGGCAAUAUCUGAACGAGCUAAGAACGCUCGCCCAUUUUAGCGCUCCCUUGAUCAACGAGGAAAUGGCUGGACUCGUUGAAAGCGACAUCGAGCUGAACACAGUACUACGUCGGAGUAAGUCCGCGGAACAUGUGGCCGAUCAGAAGAAACGUCUUGCCCAGCUCCUACCUGGUUGCGAGUCGGACGUCAAAUCUCUGAACUACGCCGAGACCGUCUUCAUGAAUACGGCAUAUCUCGUUGAGAAGUUGCGCGCUACUUCGGGGGAUUGCACCAAGGUUCUUGUGUACUUCCUCGAUCCCAAGCUCCGCACGGGUGCCGUGGGCAAUUGCAUGUUCGCUGUUGCUACGGCUGUGACGAGAACAUAUGUUCAGAGAACGCUCUCUGGGAAACUCCAUUCGUUUUCAACCCCUUAUCUUGCUCAACAGCUUGCAACCAUAUUCGCUGGGUGCUGCCACCGCAUCGCGAAAGUUCAGGAGGCUGCCGUUGCCUGCGCGGACUUCAUUAUCCAAAAUGUGCCAUCCACGCUGUGUCAGAAAUCCGCUCUCUUCGCCCUGUUGGAAUUGCUUUCUAUCAUGUGGUCGAGCUGUCUCGAAAGGGACACGGAUGAGUAUACUUGGCGAUCCACCUUUACAUCCAUGAAGUCCAACAUUGCUGUGGAACUAUCGGAUGACUAUGCCUUCCGCAACGAUACCCUGACAAGGUUUCAUAGACGCGCGAAAGGGUGGGUCCGAUAUGUUCUGGACCUAGCUCCGCUCGAUAUCAAGGGCUUGCUGCAGACUUAUCUUUCAGAGUUCGAUGAUAAAGGUGUAUAUGGUCAUAUAUCCCUUGGUCGUUCCUUUGCCCUUGAGAUGGGCUCAGUCAUACCAUCAACUGACCAGCGUCUGGGUGCAAUCGAACAGCAGGGAUUCGCCAUCAAUACCGCGUCUGACUUUAUCUCACAAUAUACAACAAGGCAAGAAUACAAAUUUGUGGAUGGUCUGAACGACCAAGAGGAAGAGUGGCUACGGACAUCUGGCGACCGCAGAGGAGCAGCUACCUUCACUAGGAGGAUUGAGGAUGCAACAACUCUGCUCAUCGAUUUGGAGACUCGAACGUCUAGCCACAAGGCUGUCAGCAUUGCUGAGCUACGAGAUAUUCUUCGACGAGCGGCCGCCUUGUUAUGCCGAGCGAAGUCUGACCAGCCUGCCCUUGUGCAUCAUUUGGUCGGGAUACCCUUUGCAGUGUUUUCAAAACAAUCGAUCAAGUUGGGCAUUUCGCUGUGGAUGACUGUGAUUAAGGAGAAUCCGCGGAUGGAGCCUCGUAUCUUGAUUGAACUGGCUCAGUGUUGGGAGUCUACGAUACGCAAGGGACAAGGUAUCUUCAGUGACUUUAUACGGCAUCCUGACCCCUUCUACGGGAAGCAAGAGUUCGCACCUACAGACAAAGAAGCGGUCUCCAAGCGCCAGCAAAGCGUAUACAACACGAUCGCGCCACACUUCCGACUGUUACAGCUUUUGUCAAGUCACUUCAAUGCUUCAAGACUUUGUAAUGCGGAUGUUGAGUCGGUAUACAAUCGACUAAUCCAUAUCACCCUGGACGCUCUCGGCUCCGGAUGCUCACAGCCUCUGGCAAGGGAGGCAUAUUUUCAUACCAUUCUGCUGGGGCUGCGGAUAUUACGCUCUUCGACUACUCUAACUCCUCCAAUCAAAUGGAGGCUGCAAGACCGCAUUCUCACCGCUGGUUUGGCCUGGUUUGCAAAAGCACCACAAUGGUCUUUUGGUGGAAACCGCCACCAAAUCAAGGCUGAAACUCAGAUUCUUGCUGACAUUCAGGCCGAUCUUCAAGCCCCUACCCCAGUCUCACGUACAUCCGUUUCUCCUGCAAACGCACUGACGAGCAAACAAGAAUUGUUAGACCUACUUUUGACCGAAGAACAAAGCCGUCUCCGUGUCUGGCUCUUCCCGCUCGAUCAUGAAAAGAAACAUCACUUCGGAUCCGGGUAUAAGGGCCCAGUCGACGCCACUGUGACUGCACAUCUGAAAACUGCAUGGGCCGAAAACCCAGCACUCGCUGUCCAUCUCGCGCAACGCUUCCCACGGAUGUCCCAAGAAGUCCGAUGGUUGGUCCUCAACUUUCCACACAAGGUUCUGGAUGAGCCCAAUGCGCUUGAAUUACUACUCGGCGACCACUUACCCAGCGACGUUUCGUUCCAGCUUAGGUAUCUACUGUAUUGGGCAUCCGUGAACCCGAUCACGGCAGUGACAUAUUUCCUGCCUGCAUACAAAAACAACGCAUUCAUCAUCCAAUACGCUAUGAGAGCUUUGGAGAGUCACUCCGUUGAUGUGACGUUCUUCUACGUUCCGCAGAUUGUCCAAACGCUCCGAUAUGACGCGCUUGGCUAUGUUGAACGAUAUAUUAUCGAGACUGCCAAGUUUUCCCAGCUCUUUGCCCAUCAGAUCAUUUGGAACAUGAAGGCCAAUGCCUACAAGGACGAAGAUUCUCAAGUUCCCGACGCGAUCAAACCCACUCUCGACAAAGUCAUGGAUAGCCUAGAAUCCAGCUUUUCGGUAGAGGACCGGGAGUUCUAUGAGCGCGAGUUUUCGUUCUUCAACGAAGUCACUGGCAUCUCAGGGAAGCUACGUCCGUUCAUCAAGAGCCCCAAGCCGGAAAAGAAGCAGAAGAUCGAAGAAGAACUGCGCAAGAUCCAUGUCGAAGUGGGCGUCUACCUGCCUAGUAAUCCGGAAGGCAUCGUCGUCGGUAUCGACAGGAAAUCGGGCAAACCACUCCAGAGCCAUGCAAAAGCCCCGUACAUGGCGACCUUCCGCAUCCGCAAAUCCAAACUUGACACGAGUCUCGCCGAGCCCGGCCCUGAGGCCAAAGAAGGAGGAGAAUACGAAGCCGCCACCUCCAAAGAAAACACAUACGAGGUCUGGCAAUCCGCCAUUUUCAAGGUCGGCGAUGACUGCCGCCAGGACGUCCUCGCCCUCCAAAUGAUCGCCACUUUCCGGGGAAUCUUCAACAAUGUUGGCCUCGACGUCUGGGUCUAUCCCUAUCGCGUCACCGCUACUGCUCCGGGAUGCGGCGUCAUCGAUGUGCUCCCCAACUCCAUCUCUCGCGACAUGCUCGGCCGCGAAUCCGUCAACGGCCUGCACGAGUACUUUGUCAACAAAUAUGGCGGCGAGGACUCCAUCCGCUUCCAAGAAGCGAGAUCCAACUUUGUGAAGAGUAUGGCGGCGUAUAGCGUCAUUAGCUACCUAUUGCAGUUCAAGGACAGGCAUAAUGGAAAUAUCAUGAUUGAUGAUGCGGGCCACAUCAUCCACAUCGACUUCGGCUUCUGCUUCGACAUUGCACCCGGCGGCAUAAAAUUCGAGCGGGCCCCCUUCAAACUCACCACCGAGAUGAUCGACGUCAUGGGCGGCUCCCAGACUUCCCAGUCGUACCGCUGGUUCGAGGAACUCACCAUCAAAGCGUUUCUGGCGUCCCGCCAGCAUGCGGAGCAUCUGAUUCAUAUCGUGAGGGUCAUGUUGGAUAGCGGGCUGCCGUGCUUCAAGCCCGAGACGAUUGCGAAUUUCCGAGAGAGGUUUGUGUUGGACAAGGGGGAGAGGGAGGCUGCCGAGUAUAUGAGGGGUUUGGUGCAGAAGAGUGCGGGGAGUUAUAGUACCGGGGGUUAUGAUCGGUUUCAGCAGAUUACGAAUGGGAUUCCUUAUUAG